AAUUUUAGGAAGAUAUCUAACAUUCUCAUUAAGAAUAAAAAGUUCAUCUAAUUAAAAAAUGUCAUCGUCUUUCAAUGAAGAUGUGGAAAGUGAAGAAAAUGAUGAAGACAUUUUUAAAGAACUUUAUGGUGUUCGAGAUGGUGUACUUUUUAUAAUUGAUGCAACACCUCCAAUGUUUGAAAAUGAUCCACAUGAAGGAAUUCCAUACUUUUUACAAUGUAUUAGGCAAUAUAAAGAAGUUCUCAAGCAAAAAUUAAGUUGGAGUAGACAAGAUUGGAUGGGUUUACUUUUAUUUGGCACUGAGGAAUCAGACACGGAUUCAGAAACAAAACAUGUUAAAACCUUACAGAAAUUUAAUCUUGUCUCAGUGGAUGAUCUUAACAAAAUAAUUGAAAUAGAUGAAGGAGGAAAAUGGAAACACUAUAAAAAUAUUGCUUCUACUACGGCUUAUCCCUUACAUGAUGUUCUGUGGGAUGCAGCUCGAAUAUUUACAACUGUCACUAUCACUAUGCCAAUACGCAAAGUAAUUCUUUUUACCUGUCAGGAUGAUCCACCAAUGACGAAUAGUAAUGAAAAACACAGAAUAAGACUAAAAGUACAAAGUUACAAUGACAUAGAACUGCAAUUGUUCGUUGUUGGUUUGGGUGAAAAAUGGAAUCAUGAUAUAUUUUAUAAAGAUUUAGAAAUGUUAUCUGAAAAAAUAGAUCCUGAUGAUUAUGAAAGAAUGUCCUUGAAAGACAUAGUACAGCAAAUUAAAUUACCAUCUAGAAAUAUGGCAAAGCUUCCUUGGAGAAUUGGAGAAAAUGUGAAUGUAGACAUAUCUCUUUGCAACCUUUGCGUUAAAACAGAAUAUUUGAAAAAGAAGAAUAUAAGUAAAGCAACAAGUACUCCUUUAACUUCAUACACAUAUUUACAAAUAGCCAACGAAAAUAAUGAUAAGGAGGAAGCAAAAGACGAUGAAGAUGAGCAAAAAAUAUCUCCUGUUUUAGAAAUGGAUAUUCAAAAGUAUCAAACAUUUGGUGGUGAAAACAUAUAUUUUAAAUUAGCGGAGGUGAGAUCUUUAUGCGCAGUGCGUGAGCCAGGCAUUGAUUUAAUUUGCAUAAAACCUAUUUCUUAUCAUCCAUUGUAUCAUUUUGGAACUCCAGUUUUUGUUGUACCUGCUAAAACUAAUAAUAAGGAUCAAAAAUUAUUAUUUGGAGCAUUACUUAGUAAAUGUGAUUCAAGAGACUUAAUGAUAAUAUGUGCUGUUACAAUUCGAAGACAUUCUUCAACAAUUUUAUAUACUAUGAUACCACAUGCAAGAAACGGAGGAUUUUAUUUAUAUAAAAUACCAUUUAAAGAAAAUGUUCGAAAAUUGAAUGAUCACUUAAUGGAGUACAUAUACGAUGAUAGCAAAAAUGUACCUCCAACUGAUGCAAAUGGAAUUGGAUUACUAGAAAAAAUGAUAAAUAAAUUAAGUGUUGAUUAUAAUCCAAAUAUGUUUUUCAAUCCUAAACUUCAAGUCCAACUUCAGACAAUAGAAACAUUAGCCUUAGGGUUAGAGCAAAGGGAUCCACCACCUGAUACUACAGUUCCUAAUACUGAAGAAAUGCGUAAAAAGGUAAAAGAUUUGUUGGAAGAAUAUGAUGAAAUAUUUAGUGAGGACACGAAUAGUACAGUUGUUGAAUCGCCUAAAAAAAGAGUGAAAAAAGCCACAGAAAACACUGACUUAGACAAUCCAGAUGAAAUAAAGAAACUUGUGAAGGAUGGGCAGAUACAAAAAUUGACUAUGCCACAGUUAAAAGGAGUUUUACAAAAUCUGUGUUUGAAAACAACUGGUAAAAAAGAUGAAUUAAUAAAAAGAAUCAAGGAAUACUUUAAAUAAGGUGUUAAAAGAUUUUUCACAAGAAGUAAUUUAAUUAUCAAUCAUGUUUCUUAUAUAGAGUUUUUUAUAUUUAUAUCAAAUUUUAUAUUAUCUGAUCUUUACAAAAUGAGUGAAUCAUGUAAUCAAUUGUGUGCAUAUAUUUUUAAAAUGUGCG
Megachile rotundata (alfalfa leafcutting bee) is the source of this 2018-nucleotide messenger RNA. RefSeq names its product X-ray repair cross-complementing protein 6. Gene Ontology annotation, cellular component: Ku70:Ku80 complex; nucleus. Gene Ontology annotation, molecular function: double-stranded DNA binding; telomeric repeat DNA binding; damaged DNA binding. NCBI's taxonomy places the organism in Eukaryota, Metazoa, Arthropoda, Insecta, Hymenoptera, Megachilidae. The record is from RefSeq and is a predicted model, not a curated record. Gene Ontology annotation, biological process: telomere maintenance; double-strand break repair via nonhomologous end joining.